Papaver somniferum (opium poppy) is the source of this 531-nucleotide messenger RNA. RefSeq names its product ribosomal L1 domain-containing protein CG13096-like. The transcript has a single exon. Bases 1 to 531 code for a protein of 176 amino acids. The record is from RefSeq and is a predicted model, not a curated record. Lineage: Eukaryota; Viridiplantae; Streptophyta; Magnoliopsida; Ranunculales; Papaveraceae.
AUGAAGUCUCUGAAAAUUGAAGGAGCGUUCAGUAGUCCAAACCAAGCAGCAACAACUGUUUCCACUGCGAAAUUGAAUAUCAAAACCCCAAAUUCCGAAAUGCUUGAUACCAGAUCUGAUAUCAAAAUCCCCAAAACUGAAGCUAUUGCUGCUCUUUCCGGUACAAAAUUGGAUAUCAAGACUCCAAAAUCUGAAAUGGUAGACCAAUACCCUUUAUCUAAAAGGGGGAAUGAUUCUCUGACUCCAUUGAAAAGAAAAUUCGGAGAAAGUUCUUGUCACCUUGUUGAGGAGGAGCAUGAUGGUGCUACUGAUGAUGAUGAAGAGAAUAGUCGCACUGGUGCCGAUGAGGAGCGCAAUAGCACUGACAAGAGCGAGGAUGAGGACGACGAGAAUGAUAGCACUGAUGAGGAUGAGGAUGGUAGUACGGAUGAAGAUGAGGAUGAGGAUGAGGAACUGAUGAUUUAUAUGAUGCUGCUAAUGAUGGUUUUUGUUUUAACCACGACAAUGCAUGUUUUUCAAUUUCGUUCCUAA